Phialemonium atrogriseum is the source of this 623-nucleotide messenger RNA. RefSeq lists its product as uncharacterized. Bases 87 to 362 code for a protein of 91 amino acids. The transcript is spliced from 3 exons. Gene Ontology annotation, cellular component: mitochondrial inner membrane; MICOS complex; mitochondrion. NCBI's taxonomy places the organism in Eukaryota, Fungi, Ascomycota, Sordariomycetes, Cephalothecales, Cephalothecaceae. The record is from RefSeq and is a predicted model, not a curated record.
CAUCUUCAAUUUACGACUACGGACUGUACCAACCCUCACAAUUUGCCUCCCACGUCAGGCCAAUUCGUCAGAGCAUUCUGCCCACCAUGUCAGAGACCUCGAUUCCCCCGUCGUCGCCCGCAGGCCCAGUCGCAAGACCCGUCAGCGAGGCACUUCUAAACGAGAAGUGGGACCGCUGCCUGUCCAACCUGCUCAUCAAGUCGACACUUGGCCUCGGCUUCGGCGUCGUCUUCUCGGUCCUCCUGUUCAGGCGGAGGGCGUGGCCCGCGUUCGUCGGCGCCGGCUUCGGGGCCGGGAGGGCAUACGAGGAGUGCAAUUGGAACCUGAGGCAGGCGGCAAAGGACAUCAGGAAGCAGGCGUGAAGCCAUGCAGCCAGGGUUUGGUUUUUGGGGCGGGGAGCUGGGACUACUAUUGGAAGGGAGGGGAGCCUCGAAAAGGCAGGGCCAAACCAAAGCCCGGUGGUCCCUGUCGUCGAAAUAGGGGCCAAGAAACCGGGUAGUUGAGGUUGGUUGUGGUGGCCGUAUCGUUGGCAGCAGAUUGUCUCGAUUAGGGGUUUUCCUUGGUGUCAAUUGAUCUAGAUUAUUUAUAGGUUCGAGUGUCGCAAUAGAGCUACCUGUACAUCA